This is a messenger RNA of Prionailurus viverrinus (fishing cat), 1380 nucleotides long. It is a transcript of the gene PARVG, whose product is annotated as parvin gamma. Gene Ontology annotation, molecular function: actin binding. The transcript has 13 exons. The record is from RefSeq and is a predicted model, not a curated record. The coding region runs from base 160 to 1182 and encodes 340 amino acids. Gene Ontology annotation, cellular component: actin cytoskeleton; cytoplasm; focal adhesion. Gene Ontology annotation, biological process: cell projection assembly; actin cytoskeleton organization; establishment or maintenance of cell polarity. Lineage: Eukaryota; Metazoa; Chordata; Mammalia; Carnivora; Felidae.
CCUGCGGAAGCCGCAGGCCCGGAGGAAGUGAGCGGAGCGACGUGGGGGGUGGGGGGUGGGGGGACCCUGCCCUCCCCCGGCCCCUCCAGCCCCCAGGGUAGGAACUUACUUUUCUCUGGAAGCCGGUGAUCACGAUUUGAGCUCCGCGGCCUUCAUUUCAUGGCAGCCAGGGCCGGCAAGGCAGAAAUGGAGCCGGAGUCCUUGUACAACCUGCUGCAGCUCCCGAAGGCGGUGGGCCGGCCGGCGGAGGAGGAGCUCCCACAAGGAGAAAAGAAGAAGUACCUGCCACCCACCUCGCGGGGGGACCCCAAAUUUGGAGAGCUGCAGAAGGUGCUGAUGGAGUGGAUCAAUGCCAAGCUCCUCCCAGAGCACAUCGUGGUCCGCAGCCUGGAGGAGGACAUAUUCGAUGGGCUCAUCUUGCACCACCUUUUCCAGAUGCUGACCGGGCUCCGGCUGGACGUGGAGGAGAUGGCUCUCACGGUCCCCAACCAGAGGCGCAAGCUGGAGGCCGUCCUGGAGGCAGUCAACCGCAGCCUGCAGGCAGAAGACCAGCCGCUCAAGUGGAGCGUGGACGCCAUCUUCAACAAGGACCUGCUGGCCACCUUGCAUCUCCUCGUGGCCCUGGCCAAGCGCUUCCAGCCUGACCUGCCCCUCCCGACCAAUGUCCAGGUGGAGGUGAUCACCAUGGAGAGCACCAAAAGUGGUCUGAAGUCGGAGAAGUCGAUGGAACAGCUCACUGAAUGCAGCACAGACAAGGACCCAGCUACCAAGGACGUCUUUGAUGAAUUAUUUAAACUGGCUCCGGAGAAAGUGAACGCUGUAAAAGAGGCCAUUGUGAACUUUGUCAACCAGAAGCUGGAUCGCCUGGGCCUGUCUGUGCAGAAUCUGGACACCCAGUUUGCAGACGGGGUCCUCUUACUCUUGCUGAUUGGACAACUGGAAGGCUUCUUCCUGCACUUGAAGGAGUUCUACCUCACUCCCACCUCUCCUGCGGAAAUGCUGCACAAUGUCACCCUGGCCCUGGAGCUGCUCAAGGACGAAGGCCUGCUCAGCUACCCCAUCAACCCCGAAGACAUCGUGAACAAGGACACCAAGAGCACGUUGCGUGUCCUCUACAGCCUGUUUCGCAAGCACAAGCUGAAGGAAAACGCAGACGGCACGCCCCGUGGAUCCCCGAAUUAACCGUCACUGCCCCCCCAAAGCUGCUUCUCUGAGCCUGCUUGCAGGACCCAAGGGAGGGCCCAAGGGCCACAGAGGGACCUCCCCCACCAUACAGCCGGCUGCCCUCUGUUUCCCUGUGUGUCUGUGGCACGCCUGCCCCUUCCCCCCAUCCCUGAUCCGCGUUUCCAUCCGAAUAUCUUUGAAUUCGCUAGGCCUGGA